GCAGAAAACCAACCUAAUUUUGAAAAUUUUACAAGAACUUUACAAACUGUCAUUCAAGAAAUUUCACUGAUGCCUGAUAAUAUUUUAAAUAUGAAUAUUGCACGACAGCUAGCACAAAUCAGUAUGACUUUUCAAAGUACAGAAAUGUCAACUGUGGAGAGAAGAAUUUCUAUUAUGGAGAGUUCUAUGAACAACAUGCAAACAGCAAUAACAAAUAUGCAUAUGU
Messenger RNA from Dentiscutata heterogama, 226 nucleotides. Lineage: Eukaryota; Fungi; Glomeromycota; Glomeromycetes; Diversisporales; Gigasporaceae. The record is from the annotation of a GenBank genome assembly.